Messenger RNA from Drosophila elegans, 8888 nucleotides. RefSeq lists its product as uncharacterized. The record is from RefSeq and is a predicted model, not a curated record. The coding region runs from base 262 to 4137 and encodes 1291 amino acids. The transcript is spliced from 5 exons. NCBI's taxonomy places the organism in Eukaryota, Metazoa, Arthropoda, Insecta, Diptera, Drosophilidae.
AAAAAUAUUUUUAACACAAGCAGCCGCAAAAAAAUAAAAGAAAAGAAACGGCAAGCCGCCAUAAAAAUAUUUAAAAAGGGAUCAACGGAUCUUGAUUUUAAAGUAACACAAGAAGCAGCACCUUUGGCAGCUAAACACAAGAUUAAAUAUAACACAAUAUAAUACAUAGCCGAACGAUCCGUGAACUCAUUGUAAGCAGCUUUAAAGAAAAUAUAAAACCUGUAAAAUAUACAUAAUAUAAUAUAAUAGUAUACCGCUGCCAUGGCCAGCAGCGCGACAAACGUCGACGGCGGCAGCGGGACGUCGGCGGCGCUGCCAUCGCUCUUCCCCGCCGUCGGCGCCGCUGCCGGCGUCAAGGAUAUGGACGGACUGAUUGCCAUUAACGAUAGCGCCCUAUCGCAACAGAUCGAAUUUAUACUGCAGGAUGCUCCCAUGGAGCAGGACGACGAUCCUCACCAGAAUUCGCAUUCGCAUGUGCAUCACCAUCAUCAGCACUCGCAUCAUCAUCCCCACUCGCAUUCGCAUCAGCAGCAGCAUCUUCAUCAGCAACAGCAGCAGCAGCAGCAGCAGCAGCAGCAACAACACCAUCAUCCGCAUCAUCAACUGAAGCUGGAGAACAGCAGCAACAACCACCCACCGACAGCAGCAGCAGCAGUGGCAACAACUGCAACAGCCACUGUGGCAACAGCAGCAGCAUCAACCAACAACAGCGCUUCCUUUAGCAACAACAACAGCAGCAGCAGCAGCAGCACCAACAGCAAUAGCAAUAACCUCGAAAACCAGCAACAGUUGCUGAUCCAGCAGCAACAGCAGCAACACCAUCUUUUAAAUGGACGCCGCAUUAUUAUCCAGGCUACGGGUAACUCAUCCGUUUUGGCGGCCAGCGAUAUCAAAGAGGAGGACGACGAGGAGGAAGAUCCCGAGUUAAAUGAUGAAAAUCUACAGGAUAUCGAGGAGGAGGCCCAAGCAGCCGAGGCGGACGAGGAACCGGAGAGCACAACGCAGCAUUUGUCCACACAGGUUAAGCUGGAACUGGAAGACGAUGAGGAAAUGCCCGACGAGGAGGAGGAAGAGGAUGAGGAUGAUGACGAUGAGCAGCAUGCGCAACUGGAGUACCAAAUAAGUGCGGCACCGCAAUCGGGCGGAGCGACAAGCAGUGCCGGUGGCGGCGCAACAGCCGGUGGAUCACAACAAUUGGUUCAACUGCCCGCCGGUAGUAUUGUGAGCACCACCACCCACCGAUUGUCGGUGCCCGUGACCGAGGCGGCUCUUGUCCAACUGCAGCGACGACCUGUUUACAUAAGCAACGCUGUGGGUGGCUUAACCGCCGGCACAACGUAUGUGAGAAUGCCAGCGGCGGCGGUCAUCAGCCGAAGUCCCAUGACGGUGCUGAAUGUGGUGCAACAGGCCCUGCCGGCCACCCAGUUGAUAUUGCAAACGCAGCAACAACAAACGCCGGCGGCGGAGCAGCAAUUGGCACUGGCAUUGGAACAGCAAAGGCAGCAGCAAGAGCAGCAGGCCCAGCAGCAAAGGCAGCAGCAACAAGAACAGCAACGGCAACAGCAGCAGCAGCAACAACAGCAGGCGCAACAAGAACAGCAGAGACAGCAGCAGCAGCAGCAGGCACAGCAGCAGCAGCAACAACCACAGCAAACCCAUUCAGUGAAGCAUUCAGCAUCCAGCUCUUCCGCCACUAGCAACAGCAAUACAAACACAAACUCCACCAACAGCAGCAACAGCAACAACAACAACAACAACAAUAACGCUCCGGCGUCUAACGUGACCACCAGUUACCAAUGCGUAGAGUGUGUGGAAAAGUUCGAUUCCAAGGAACUCUUCGACAUCCAUCGCAGUGGACAUGCCAAUAACAUGAAAUGCGCCAUUUGCAACAUGGUGCUAAAGUCUCUGAAGAACUACGAGAAGCACUGCCUGCGCUGCAAGCCGUACGAGUGUCAGAUUUGCGGCAGAGUCGUCCGUUUCCGGCCAAACUUCAUCAAGCACAUGCGUGUGCAUACGGGGCAGCAGUCGGAGCGACACAAGUACAAGUGCGAGGUGUGCCACAAGGAGUUCAUGAGCUUCGAGUACUUCAAGGUCCACAAGAAGAUCCACAACGAGAAUGUGAAUCUGACAUGCGAGAUAUGCGGAAAGGUGUUCAGUGCUCUGGCAUCGUUGCGAGGGCAUUCGAAGCUGCAUUCGGGCGUCAAGCUGCACAAAUGUGACGUAUGCGGCAAGGGCUUCGGGCAGAGAUAUAACCUUAAAAUCCACGCCAGGACGCACACGGGUGACUUCCCCUUCGAGUGCAAGAUCUGCAAGAAGAAGCUGCACACGCAGUCCUCACUGCAGACGCACAUGCAGGUCCAUCUGAGGGAUCAACCGGCAGCCGCUGCAGCAGCUUCGACAGCCGGAGCAGCCUCCUCGAAGGCUAGCAAUAGCAGCAAUUCGAGCAACAGCAGCAACUCCAGCAGCAGCAAUUCAAGCAGCAAUAGCGGAACGGUGGCGACGUUGGCGUCUUCGGCGGUGGUGGCAACAACGAUUGUCAAGCUGGAGCCACCGCAAGAGAUGGAGAGACCCGGGACGAGCAGCAACCACCAGCUGCAGCAACUGCAGCAGCAACACCAUCAGCACCAGCACCAAAUGGAACUGGACGAACAGUCGGGACUGAGCGGAGAUGACGAGGAUGGCAGCGGCGGCGGUAUGAACUCCUCCUCGCACAUUGUUAAUGCAACCACCAAUCGCUUGACCACCGGCGAGGACUCAUCGGAGUCCUCGAAUGCCUCGCUACACCUGAACCAGCACUCCUCCACCUCAUCCUCGCCAGCCUCGCAGCACCAAAUGUCACAGCAGCAGGUGCAACAGCAAUAUCUCGUUUCGGCGCCCACGCGUACGAUUGUCAUUAAAAACUACAUGCAGCAGGGAUCCCAUCAGCAGCAGCAGCAGCAGCAGCAGCAGCAACAGACCUCCGAUCCAACGCCCGUGCUGCAUGCCCAGGUCAUCCAGAGCGGUGCAGGCACCAGCAACGGCAGCGGCAACAACUCCUCCACCACCAACAGCAGCAGCAUAAGCAGCAACAACAACAACAGCAGCAGCAGCAGCAGCAACAACAUCAGCGGCAAUCUGAGCAAUGGCUCGCAGUUGAUACGAAAGACGCCCAUCAUUCAUCAUUCAACCAACAGCAGCGGUGGGUCAGCGCUGACCAGUGUGGUGCAGCAGACAGGUGUUAUUUCGCCCGCUCAGUCGCCAUCGUCAUCCUCGACCUCCUGCUCCUCAUCGACGGUACUGGUGUCCAAGGCCACCGGUGUGCCCCUAUCCAUUGCUUCCUCGGCAGCGGCUGCUCUCGGAGGCUCCACGAUUAUACGCAGCACGAGGAACCACCAACAGCAGCAGCAGCAGCAGCAGCAACAGCAACAGCAAGCCCAACAACAACAACAGCAGCGGGUAACGCAGCGCAACAACCACCGAAAUCACCACCGACGUCGUCAUCUGGCGGACAUGGAUGACGAUGAAGAUGAGGACGAUGAUCAGCAACAGCAACAGCAGCAGCAGCAGCAGCAACAGCAUACGCACCAAACCCAACAUCAGCAUCACCAUCAUCACAAUCAUCAUCACAACCAUCACAAUCAUCACUUCGAUGACGAUGAUGACGAUGAGAAAUCAUCACCGUCCCUGGCCACUGCGGCCAUAAUCAAAGUGGAACCGAAUCUAUAUUCCUCGGGCUCCGGCGACAAUUCCAACGAUAUGUUCAUCAAGGAGGAGGUGAUGUUUGAGGAUUCGGCUGCCCUGCAUUCACCACAGUCGCCGCCUAGCUCGAAAUUCCGUAUCUCGAACUUUGAUAGUGAUUUGGUUGAUCAUCAUGUGGAUCUGAAUCAUUCGCUGCCGCCGUAUGGCAAUCUAUUUGAACCGCAUUCGAUACCAGAUAGCAUCCCAGUGCAGCUAUAUCCCGACGAUGACGAUGACUUCCGGCUGGACCAUAGUUCGCUGGGUGGACUGCACAACACAACGUCAUCGUCGACCACCGAUGGGGACUUUAUCAAGAAGGAAUGGGUCUACGGCACCGGCACCAGUUCCUAUGCCAUGAACGGCAAGUUUGAUGACGACAGCGAUGCCCUGUGCGAUGCGGCCAACUUCAUUUACAAUUGAGUGCAGGCAUCCGCUGCCGUUGUGGUGGAUCAUCGUCAUCGUCAUUGUCAUUUCAAACGAAAGAGGAAUCCGCGUCGUCCUGUGAAGCAAGAUCAGGAGCAGGAGCAAGAGGAGGAGCAAGAGGAGGAGGACGACGAGGAUCAGCAGCAGCAAAAGGUGGAAAAGCGGAGCAUGGAUGAGGAACAGGAACAGGAACUGGAUCAUCAACGCAAUGUCCUGCGCCGCGUCCACGAUGCAGCCAUGUGGAGCUGAGAAUUCGGUUAACCCAGAUUCAUAGCUGUACCACAUAUAUGUUUUAUAUAUGUUCCAAACACCCCUUAGAACCCCCCUACAUAUACCAUAUAACCCGACACCACACCACACACAAAACACAACCAAGAGGGUGAAUCGAUUUGCGUAGGGUGCAAAAACCUAUUCAUGAACAAUUCUAACUAAUUUCGCUGUAAAAACUUUGGAGCUAAUAACGUUUUUGAGCUUGAGUUGUUCGAAACCGAAAAUGGUGCAAAAAGAAACAGGAAAUAUUUACUUUUUUGUGAAGGUAUCAGUAAAAUGUGUAAUUUAUGUUUUUAGCAUAUAAAUUCAAACUAUUUGGGCUUUAAAACCGUCGAUUUUAAAGGAGUUUUAGUUUUGAGUGAUUUAUCAGCUGGUUUUAAAAUAUCUGGUAUUAUUCAAAAGAAAAAUAUGUACCUUUUUUUUUUCUAAACCCAGUUUAAAACUUUUUCACCAAUUUGAUUGUAAAAAUUAUAGAACUAAGAUUACAUUUUGACCCACCCAAAAGAAAGGAAAAUUGGGUUUAAUUUUGGUUAAGUAGAAAUGUUCGAUUAAGCUUAACAAUAAUAUUAGAACUAAAGUUUCCAAGGCCAAAUUAUUUAGAAUUAUCCAUACAAGACUCUUCUUAAUUGUUUUUUUUUUUUAUUUUGCAACGCUAACAGGUCGAGCCACCCUAAUAUAUAUAUACUAUAAAUGUUACUAGUAUAUAUAGUACACAUACUUAUCCUAUAUGUCCACCAUAUAGAUAAUUUGCUAUCUCUGUUGCGCUCGUGAUGAUCUUACAACGUGAUCUUAAGUCUAAAUCAAUGUGUAAAAUGUAUGUUUUGAUUUAAACUCGCUUCCUUUCGAACUUUUUCUCCCAGUGUGUAAUUUUUUCCGUUUCCGUUUGUUGUAGUUGUUUAUCAUGUCUCUCGCUCGCUCACUCUGUGUGUGUCUCUGUCCCUGUUGCUCUCGUGUUCCCACUCUCUCUCUUUCUCAUUAUCCCUCUCUGUCUCACCCAAUCUGUUUAUAAAAAUUGUAUACAAUUUUCGCCCCACUUUUAGUGUAAAAAAGAAGAAAAUCUCAAAUGAACUUGUAACUUGAUGUGAAACACGAAUUGUUUAUUAUAAGUUUUUAUUUUUACAUAUCAUUGAAAUUUGUAUUUCAUGCCACUUUUAUAUGAAAAUCUCUGUUCUAACUUUCCGUCUGGCUCAGCACAUUGUAUUUGUCUAUUGCGAACCCUAAUUUUAGUUGUAUAGUUUUGCAUUUGAUCUCUCGGCUUUAGUUUUUGCAUUCAAAACGAAAGAAAAUUAAGUUCCUGUGUAAUUGCAAAGACAACUUGAGAAAUUGUAUUAUAUUUUAAAGGACUAGGCAAUCGAUGUGCUGUUUUUAUAUGGAAACCAUAUCUCUCUAACAGUCGAGGAUCCUACAGUAUUGGCUCCCAAAACUGAAUCAAAAAAAAGAAAAGGAAAUAAGUAAAAACUGCUUUAAUUUAGCUUACUGCUUUUUUUAUUUUUGAUUAACACCUUGUUUUCACUUACCUUAAGCGCAGUAUUUUGUUUCAUUUAAUUCGAGAAUGCAUAUAUAUUUUUUGCUUAGUUAGUUUGUUAAGUGAUAAGGAUUUUUUUUAAUAUUUUUUAAAAGCAGUUCUAAUGUGCAAUCUCCCACCCCCCCAUCACUGAAAUUUGACCUCUCCCUCACCUUCGCUCGAACACCUUGUGGUUUCCUUAAUUAGUGGCUAAGUACCCAAGAUAAACACAAACACACGAAUACAAAAAACACCCACACGAUAUAUGAUUAUGAUUUGCAUUACUAUAUACAUACUAUAGAUUAUCUGUAGCUAAUUGUAAGCCUGAUUUUUGUGUAGUCUUAAAGCUGGACGAGCAUGCUUUAGCUUUAGCUUUACCCUAACAUACGAAACUGCAUAAGCAUACGAAUAUAUAAUAUAUAUAGCCGCUGUACAAUUACUUGACCUUUAGCAUUAACACUUGAAAACUUUUAAUUUGCAUUUACACCAACGUUUGUUUGUGUAUUCUUUUCGUUUUUCGAAAAUUAAAAUGUAUCUAAAACAUACAUAUAUGCGUAUAUAUAUAUAUAUAUAUAUAUAUACAUAUAUAUAUAUAGCCAUUAAAUAUAUAUAUAUCUGGAGGGGGAAUCGGAUACAAUAAAGGAGAAAAAAGAAUCCACGUAACAAAAACUUCUAUCAAAAGCAUUUAAUGUUACCAACAUAAUGAAUAAAAAUCUAUAUAAAUUAAUUAAUUAAAUUAUAAAUGUAUAACAAACAAGUUAGCCAACAAUUGUAAAACGUAGCUGAAAGAGUUCACUUUUUUUUUCUGUGUAUAGCAUGGAAGGAAAAGCAUAUUUAACCGAUUUUUCGUUCAUUUUUUUAGGAGUUUUCGUUUUGCUUUUUUGUGCUUAAUAAUAAUACUUGUUGUUGCUUGCCAUUUUGUUUGUUACUAAAAAAUAUAUAACAAGAGCCGUUAAUCAUAUAAACACAAAACACUCACACAUAGACACGUGGAAAAGCUCAAAGAAAAAAACGCGCAAAGAGAAAAUGUUUUUGUUUUCCAAACGAAAAAAAACAUUGAUAACGGAUUUGUCUUCCGCACGAGUUAAAAGUUCAAUUUGAACGAGGUACAAAUUUCCAGUUGAUUAAAUCGAUAAUCUGUUCAAGAAAUCGAUAUAUAGUAGAUAAAUUCGAUAACCAGUUGAUAAAAACUUUGGUCCACCCCGUUUCCACCCUCUUUUCGGGUAACCCCAGCAAUUCAAACCAGUUUAAAUUCCGAUUUGAGCGGUGUACAAAUUACGAGCUCUCUGAAUCGAUGACCCGUUGAUAAAUUCGAUAGCCACCCUUUUCCACUCUUUUUCGGGAAAUUUUAGGAAGCAAUAAAAACGAGACAAAACAGGUGGGAAAAACCUCGCGGAAAACCUCUCGGAAAAACUCAUCGUUCACUGCCCCACACGCCUUUUCUCACUCCCCUUUUCAGUACACUGAGAGCAAAUAAGUGAAAUUUGAAAAAAAAAACACCAAAAUCAUUUCAGUUACACCAAAAAAAAAAAUCGAGGAGAAAAGCGAAUUUUUGUACAUUUGCAGAGAGAAAAAAAGGAAAUAUUGUAAGAUUUAAUACAUCCAAAACCAAAAUCCAACAAAUACUAUUUUAUAUACCAAACAACAAAAGGAUAAAAAAAACGAUGAUUAACAAAAACCCAACAACUUUGCACCACAACAACAACAACCAACUAAAUUUUUAAAAAUUUAAUCUCAACGACUGCGCACACAACAAACAAAUUUUUUGUAUUAUAUUGAAAAAUAGAAAGAAAAAAACAAAAAAAAAAAAAACGUAACUUUAAUUAAGGUCGAAAAGAACCGGGUGAAGCGAAAGAUAGAAAGCAAAGUGAAAUAUUUUUUUAAGUGUAAACCAGGCCGGUCAAAAGGCUUGGACGCCAAAUUUUCUGCAAUAAAAAAUAUUUAAUAAAGUAAUAUUGUAAACUUUAUAGUGUACACAUACAAAACAACUUGAAUUAGGAACGAAAAAUGGAUAUAUACUUGUAAAGCCAAGAACAGUCCAAUUAAAAACACAUUCACACAAAUUAAAUGUGGUUUAGUUGUCGUCUUUUUUUUUAACAUAAAAGUACCUAAAAAUCAAAUAAUUGAGAAGAAAAAAUUAAUAAAAACUAAUUUCUAUGUGUCUCCCCUUGUGUGUAACUUUGCAAAUUCUAAAUUCUCAAAACCAAACUAAAAAAACAACAUAAUCAUAUUAACACAAGAAAAAAACAAACAAAUUAAAAUUAAAAAAAAAAAUGUAACUAAGCAAAAGAAUAAUUAUUUUUAAAGGGAAAUCAAUUUGUUAUGCACAAAGUAUAUAUGCAGAAAAGCCAACUUUUUAAGUUACGAAUUUGUUAAAGGAUCUAAAGAUUAGAAGAAAACCCGACUUUUUAAAGCAUUUUCGAGAAAUAUUGAGAAAAAAACCGAACAAUUUCAAUCUGAACAACAACAUAAAGCCCACGAAAGUAUAUAUAUUAUAUAUAAAUAAAGGUAAAUAAAUAUAUUUAAAUAAAUUAUCUAUAAACAGAAACGGUAAAGUAAAUUAAACAAAUCGUAUUUAUACACUAUGAAUGUCUAGUCGUAUUUUCAGUAUUAUGUAAACCGCUCCUCCCUUUUUCCUCCCCCCCAAAAAAAACACCGUAAAAAUAAAAAAAAAACACUAGAAAGCUAAGCUAAAUGAAUGUGAAAUGAAAAAAAAAAAACAAAUUUUUGAAAAUGCAAACUAAAAUUAAAAAUAAAAAAAAUAAACCAGAAAUUAUGUGUGUAGCGUGUACAAUAAAACAGAAAUAACAAAAUAUGGUAAACAAUUUUUAGAAGCAUUUUUAACACAUAUGAAAAACCAAACUUAACGUUUACAUAACGACGAUGAAGUGCAAGCGCAAAAAUUAAACGAAAUGUGUCUGUUUUUAGUGUUAGACUUGAUGUAAGCGAAACCACAAUAAAAAAAAGAACAUAA